AAGAAGAAGAAGAAGGAGGAGGAGGAGGAGUGCAGUACAGUACAGUACCGUACCAAACUGAAACAGCACUGUCGUCAUGCGAUGCAACAGCAACAAAACAAGCAAUGAUAUUUCUGGACGUCGUGAUUUGGCUGAAUCUGUAACAUCUGGAAAUAAAUAAAUGCCUCUAUAGAGUGAAUGGAGGAGUCGAGUGGAGCUCUUAAAGAGAGAUUCCCGGCUGAAGGGGGACUUCUUAGUGAGUUGUAGGCUAUGAGUGUGGGUGAUGGAGGACAAUCAAUGUGGGGACUUGGACUACCUGAUCCAAGAUGAGGACACCCUCAUUGAGGGCAUCAGCAACCAGGUCUUAUUUGUCGUAGUGCUCAGCAUCACCUUCCUUGCAGGCCUCCUCACUCUACUUUGCAGACAGGAGCAGCAUACCAUCCAUCCUGAGAACCAGGAGCAUGUGCGAGCCGUUCGACAGCAGCUCCAAACAGAGCAGGAUGAAAAUUCCCAGGCUGAGGCCAGACAGCAGUAUUACACAGACAUGUCUUGCCCCGUGUGUCUACAACAGGCUGUUCUGCCUGUGGAAACCAACUGUGGACAUCUUUUCUGUGGCUCCUGCAUCAUAGCCUACUGGAGGUAUGGCACCUGGCUUGGUGCUAUUAACUGCCCCAUCUGCAGACAAAUGGUAACGCUGCUCUUCCCACUAUUUCAUGAGCACGCCGCCCCUCAGAGGGUGCAGGAUGGUGAGGCCGAACCUCAGCUUAUUUUAAGAGACAUCAAUGAUUACAACCGCAGGUUCUCCGGACAGCCAAGAUCUUACAUGGACAGGCUGCGCGAUGUGCCCACCCUGCUUCGUCAUCUCUUUAGGGAGAUGUUUUCUGUAGGCGGUCUCUUCUGGAUGUUCAGGAUUCGAAUUCUUCUAUGCCUUGUCGGCGCGCUCACCUACCUGGCCUCACCGCUCGACAUCCUCCCCGAAGCACUUUUCGGCCUUUUGGGUUUCAUGGACGAUUUCUUUGUGAUCCUGCUUCUCUUUGUGUACAUUUCUAUCAUGUACAGAGAGGUCGUUACGCAGAGACUGAAUGGCUAGGUGAUCACUCGUAAAAGAGGCCUUAGCUCGCUCAUUGGAGGCUUCGGGAAGAGUGGACUCAUCAUCUGAGGUAUUAAAACUGAAUGAAUGUUCAAAGAAGUGUUGAUCAGUGAUGCUGGUUUUCUCGGAUGGCUUCAGUUUGAAGUCUGGGAUGUUGCUUCACCACUGAGGAAGGAUUUGAAGAAACAACAAAGUUCUGAAUGUUGACUGUUUUUAGAAUUUCCCCUUAUUGGUUUACAGGUUGAAUGAGUCAAGACUAACAGUUGAUCAUAGGAGGAUGUGGAGUCAGCCAGGAAAAUCUUUCUGGCUAAACUGUGUACUUAAAAAACAACCAUUAUUGUAUGAACAGUCGGUUCUUUGACACUGUUGCCAAAAUCAGCCAUUUGGUUAAUGUGCAUAACACUGUAGUGGAGACCAUUGUGUAAUAUAUCAAAAUGUUAAAAUGACUGCAUUGAAGGGCAGUGACUUGAUUAAAUGCAUUUAAAGCAGACUGUCAAGAAACAGAAUUAUCAACCUCCAGAUAAAGGUGUGUUAAAGAAAUCAUCUUACUGUGGCUGUUACUGUUUGGUCAAGUCCACUGAUGAUGGAUUUCUGUAAGUCAUCUGUAACUAUGCAUAUUCAUAAUGACUUGAAAAACACAGCUCGAUAUGCUUGUGUGAAAAUCACAGAAUCAUCUAACAUGCGAUACUUUACAUUUAUUAAUCAAAUCUGAUGUAAUUUGAACUAAUAUUGCACAGGACAAACUAUUUAAUGCACAAUGAGUUUUCAAUCAGUGGAUUGUUAUUCAAGAAAAGUACAAAAAAAUGUAAUCCAUUGAUCCUAAAAAGAAGCCAAACCAAAGUAAACGGAGUAAUUCUAGGUCAUUUUGAAUGUAUCUCACACAAGUUAUGAAUGUUAAUGUUUCAAAGUUUACCUCAUAAUUCUUAGUCAUUGUAACUGUGGACAUUCUGCACCACAGACAUUCUCAAAUUCUUCAAACACCAACGCCCUUCUUUGCUAAUCUAUAAGUCUGUUUUUGAAAAAUAAAUCCAAAUUUAGUUUUGAUCAAAAAUUAAAUGAAUAUUGUGUACAAUAUGCAUUUGGUUGUUUUGGGGUUUUGUAAAUAUUUUUGCAAAUGUAUUAAUUUGUGAAAAGAAAUGAUUUCUGGAGCAUGUAAAUUGAAUGAGUGUGAUCUCAAUGUUCAGUUGAAAAUCACUGCUGGUGCACAGUAAAUAUGCAGUUCUCAA
Amphiprion ocellaris (clown anemonefish) is the source of this 2295-nucleotide messenger RNA. RefSeq names its product ring finger protein 170 (gene rnf170). The transcript is spliced from 7 exons. NCBI's taxonomy places the organism in Eukaryota, Metazoa, Chordata, Actinopteri, Pomacentridae. The coding region runs from base 263 to 1069 and encodes 268 amino acids. Gene Ontology annotation, molecular function: ubiquitin protein ligase activity. The record is from RefSeq and is a predicted model, not a curated record.